AGGAAGAGGAAAAGGAAGAGGAAAUUCAGGUGUCAAGAGGAGUUGUGAGAGGUUCCCGAGUUCCGCUGACCCGCUCCCUGAAGGAUGGAGAAGAUGCUGAUACGCAUGUGUACCGCGUCCCUCAUCCUGCCUUUGCUUUGCAGAGUGAUGGAUGGCCGACUGUUGCUGGAGGGUCUGCCAAGAUUUGGUGCUGUGCCUACAUACCUGCCGGUGCAGUACCAGGUGCUGAAUGCAGAGCUAGCCUUCUUUCUCAAGGAGGCUAACCAGGACAUCAUGAGGAACUCCAGUCUACAGGCACGCACUGAGCUCUUCUUCAUCCAGCAGGCAAGAAGAAUCCCUGUGGUCAAUGCUAGUUAUGGACCUUUCUCUGUGCAGCAGCCCAUACCCAUGGAACUCCUUGAUCCAGGGAUCUUCAACAACCCACUAACAUCUUCUUUGUCUACAUCUUCUUCAUCUUCCUCACCACUUUUCACUUUUAACUGGAAGAUUCAGACCUAUAUCAUAAGUGAGCGCAUCCACCUCAGUUGGCCCAAGGUUCAGGUCUUGUUCUACAUCGUAGGCCGAGACUGGGAUGACUACAGCACCAUGGACCACCUCCCUUGCAUCCGGAUGUUUGCUUUCCAUGAGACACAGGAGGUUCGAGGCACGUGUCGAUUGAAAGGGGAACUUGGACUUUGCGUGGCUGAAUUGGAGCCGCUGCCCAGUUGGUUCAGCCCACCUAGUGUGGUGCCUGGGAGACAAAGAGCACCUCAAACUGAAGGUACUCCUGUGGAGCUCUACUACAUGGUACAGUACACUGAAACCGGUGAAUGCAACCCGGAAAGUUCUCGUAAAAUGGCUGCUAUCCGCUCUGAGCCACAGGGGCCUGCCGGGUACUUUUCAGGGCCUACGCCUAUGCGAAGGAUCGGCAGUGUACGCCUAUUUCAGCCACUCUCUGAGCUACGCCUGGACAGGAACUUUGUGGUAAUGGUGCCUUCCAGACCAAUUAGGCAAAGAGAGACGGUGUCUGUCUUUCUGGCUGCUUCUGCUCUUUCAUCAGUGGAGAUCUUCACCCUCAGGGUGAAGCUGAAAGACGACGUGGCUUUUCUAGGAGCGAAGGUCACUAAUCCGGUGCAGUGGACCGUCAGUCAGGACGUGAGAAAUGAAGGACACAGAGUCGUUACUCUGCAUUGUCGAAGAAAAGACACCAGCUACAGUCAGAGGAUGGAGUCAGGGAUUCAGAAGGUUCUGCAAGUGGAUUUGGAGGUGAAUGGCCUGGUGGAUCCUCUUGGUACUCGUUCAGUCACCUGGCAGGUGGAGUACCCCAUGAGCCGCACCUUCUCUGAAGAAAUCCCGUCCCUUAUCCGACUCGCAGCUCACGAUCUGGGGGGCAUCGUCCCUCUCGCCAUGGAGACAGAGAUCCUGAACACGGCCGUGCUCACCGGCAGGACUGUCGCCAUGCCUAUCAAAGUGGUCACCGUGGCAACGGAUGGGGCUGUGACUGAUGUGACUGAGUCUGUGGAGUGUCGAUCGACGGACGAUGACGUUGUUAAGGUGUCUGAGAGGUGCGACUAUGUCUAUGUGAACGGGAAGGAGACGAGAGGAAGGGUGAGGAUGAUGCUGAACUUCACUUACAGCUACCUGAGCACCCAGCUGGAGGUGAGUGUAUGGAUGCCUCGCCUUCCACUGCAGAUCGACAUAGCUGAUCCUGAGCUUAACCAAAUCAAGGGAUGGAGGAUUCCAGUCUCUGGGGGCAACCAGAGAUCUACAGAUGAUGAUGAAGUUGACGUUAACAGGCCAGAUCGACGGUGUGGUCCACAGUACCAGAGCACCACUGUACGUGUCCUUACACACUUUGAGGCGGAGCCAGUGGAAGGGCGGGACCAGCCGGACUUUCUACUGGGCAGUGAUUGGCAGGUGGAUGUGUCAGAGCUGGUAAAGGAUUUAUUGAAAGUGGAGGAUUCACGUGUGGCCAGAAUAACAGAUGGAACAACGCUGACAGGGCUGAACACUGGAACCACCAAAGUCCAGGUGAUGUCUCCCCUGUCGGAUUCGGUCCUGGCUGAGAGGUCGGUGAGAAUUGUGGAUGAUAAAGUGAGCAUUACGGAUCUGGGCGUACAGCUGGUGUCAGGCCUCUCACUGUCCCUGCAGCUCAGUCCAGGCAGCAACAGGGCCAUCGCAGCCACAGCCACCACCCAGGACACCAUGCACAGAACCAAACAGGAGUCCCUUGUCAGCGCUUGGUUGCACUUCAGUGAUGGUUCUGUGACUCCUCUUGACCUUUAUGACCCUGCACAUUACGUGCUGACAGCCACGUCAUCGGAUGAACGGGUGGUCACUGUUCAGAGUGCCGUGUGGUGGAGGUCACCGGUGGUGGUGGUAAAAGGUGAAGGUCAGGGUACGCUACUGCGCGUUGAGAUGUCUGGAGCCGAUUUGUGCCAGAAAAGCAAGCGGCGUAAUGUUCUGUCUUCGGUUAGCACCAACGUUCGAAUCAAGUUUAGCCAUAAUGAUGACAAUGACAACAGACGACACAGACCCAGUUCCCCAUACAAUGGAGACUCCAUUUCAGAGGCAGGGAUGGUCAACAGAGGAACCACCACUAUUAAAACAGGUGCUCCUUUAGGAGAUAAGCGUCCAGUAGGAGACAUUCCUGCAGACUUCUCAAACUUUCCAGCCCAGGCCGAACCUCCUCAUGGACACACCACAGAGGAAGAGCUGCUACAAGCCCGGCGUGGCUUGACAGACCUAGAAAUAGGCAUGUACGCCCUACUGGGAGUCUUCUGUCUGGCAAUCUUGGUGUUCCUCAUUAAUUGUGUCUCAUACGCCCUCCAGUAUCAAAACAAACAGCUCCCGCUGGAGGCCCAGGAGAGCAUGGCACAUGCACAUGACUGGGUGUGGUUGGGGCAGGAAGGUGAGCUAAUGGAGAACCAUGCCGGUUUGUGCCUACAGCAGGACGAGCUCAGUGCCACUGUGGACUCCAGCCUGGGUUUAGAGGAGGCCAGCCAGCUCCUCAACGGGCUCUUGGGCCAGAAAAGUGCACAAGGUCAGGGAGGACGGGAGCACAAGGGUGAGACGGGAAACUCGCCUACCACCAAGAGAAAACGGGUUAAAUUCACCACCUUCAGCCACUCCAAAACGGGCAGUGACUGCCUGGCUAACAGCCCACUAGGCAUGGGGAAAAAUGAUAUCCAGUGGGUUUGUCCAGACAUCAAGCUUGGGGACUCCAUAGAGCUCCGGAACUACAUGGAGAGGCUAAAUGAGAAUGCCACAAAGAAUACCGCAUAGCACUUCAUGAUUCUAACACUCGAUUAUGCUUUUCGGAGCAGAGUGUAGCUUCACCCAUAUGCCUUCAGGGUAAAGAGGUGGGGUGCCGACCGGCUCACAUCUCACCAUGAAAAGAUAGGCCAUUCAUCAGGUCUUGUUUCCAAGGCAACUGUCACAAGGUGUUCAUCAUUAGGCUUGAAGGGCAACAGGGAUGGUUGUGAAACUUCAGAAAACUAUACAUACAUACAUACAUACAUACAUACAUACAUACAUACAUACAUAUGUACAAACUCACGAUAAGAAAUGAUUUUUUUUCUUGUAUUAACGAUACAGUUUUGUCAUUCCAUAUUUCUUUAAAAAAAAUGUCAUAUCCUGUGAAUAUUUAAAAUAAUUUAUGUGCACACAUAUCAAAGACUGACCCUGAAAUGAAUCCAAUAAUCAACACACUGUAUAUAAAGUGGACAUUUGCUGGUUGGAUAAGGUGAGAACUUUUUUAAGUAAGGUUUUACAUAUUUUUAUACAUCCCUGUUCCUGUACAUGUUGUAGCCUGUUGUUGUUUUGUCCAAAGACUCUCAUACUUUGGUUUAAAGCUGACGUGAGCAACUUUGUUUCUUUAAAGGUAGCUGUCAAAAAUAGAUAUUCUGAGAAAAAAGUUCUAAAACUCAGUGCAGUCCUUCUGCAAG
Messenger RNA from Tachysurus vachellii, 3926 nucleotides. Its product is annotated as transmembrane protein 132D. NCBI's taxonomy places the organism in Eukaryota, Metazoa, Chordata, Actinopteri, Siluriformes, Bagridae. The transcript is spliced from 9 exons. Bases 85 to 3264 code for a protein of 1059 amino acids. The record is from RefSeq and is a predicted model, not a curated record.